GAGUUCAGAGUUAAGCACCUACGAUGGCCCGCACCUCAGUCUCGGAGAUUUCAGAGCUUUUAGCAAUGUUACGCAGAUAAAUCAUGGGAUAUUGAAAUUUAGCUCGCAAAUCCACACCCAACCACGGCGACGGUAUGAUGCAUUCUCCCUCUCUCGCCUCCUCUUCACACUACUCUCACGCUUCACACUUCUCCGCCACCCCUAUCCUCGCCGGAAAGCACCAACCCCCCGCCGCCGCCGCCAACGCCAAACCCCUUACCACCACCACUACUUUUCUCACUCUCUCCCUCGAGCCAUCCCAGGAAUCCCACAAAUCCGGCAACAUACGCCGCCCUAAAACCCCAACGACCAUAAAAAAUUCCCCUUCCAAUGCAGUCCCUCUUAAAUCCAAAAUCUCCCAAAACCCCCUUAAAGGCCUCCUGAGUCCCACGAACACGCCCACCAAUUCACGGAGUCCCACCGACAAGCUCUGGCUUUCCGGCAAGCUCUCUCCACCUCCUCCUCCUCCGCCGCCGCCUCUGUCGUCCUCGGAAGACGCGUGUGUAGAAGAUGAAGAGAGGGUUUCAGGUGAUUCAGGUUCGGAUAAUUCGGCGGAAAUUGAGUUCCGGCAAGAGGGAAAACUUUUCGUCGGCAAUCUUCCCUUGUGGAUUAAAAAGAACCAAGUUGCCGAUUUUUUUCGGCAGUUUGGGCCGAUCAAGAAUGUGAUUCUUAUAAAGGGUCAUGAUGAUACUGAGAAGAAUGUUGGGUUUGGGUUUGUUAUAUAUGGGGGUCCGACGGCUGCGAAAUCGGCGAUGAAGGCUCUGGAGUUUGAUGGAAUUGAGUUUCAUGGAAGGGUUUUGACAGUGAAGCUGGAUGACGGGAGGAGGCUGAAGGUGAGGUCAGAGGAGAGGGCGAGGUGGGUGGAGGGCUGUGAUGAGGUGGAGUAUCGGUCCAAGUGGCAUGAGGAGAGGGAGAACUACAGGAAGGAGUUUCGGAAGGUUCUUGAAACUCACCCAGAGAAAUGGCAGGCUGUUGUCCAAGCUUUUGAGAGAAUAAAGAAGCCUUCCAGAAGAGAGUUCGGGUUGAUGGUAAAUUAUUAUGCAAGGCGUGGAGAUAUGCAUCGUGCCCGUGAAGCUUUUGAGAGCAUGCGAGCAAGAGGAAUAGAGCCAAACUCACAUGUGUUUACAAACCUCAUUCACGCUUAUGCAGUUGGUAGAGACAUGGAAGAAGCAUUAUCAUGCGUGAGGAAAAUGAAGGAAGAAAGCAUUGAACUGACUUUGGUGACUUACAGUAUUCUUGUGGGGGGGUUUGCCAAAAUUGGCAAUGCUGAAGCUGCAGAUCGAUGGUUUGAGGAGGCUAAAGAGAGACACACAACAUUAAAUGCGAUCAUAUAUGGGAACAUAAUAUAUGCUCAUUGUCAAACAUGUAAUAUGGAUCGAGCCGAAGCUUUGGUGAGGGAAAUGGAAGAAGAAGGUAUUGGUGCUCCUAUUGACAUAUAUCACACCAUGAUGGAUGGUUACACAAUCAUUGGAAAUGAAGAUAAAUGCCUGAUUGUCUUUGACAGACUAAAGGAAUGUGGCCUUACUCCUUCGGUAAUCACAUAUGGAUGUCUCAUUAAUCUUUAUACCAAGAUUGGAAAAGUUUCCAAAGCCUUGGAGGUCAGCAAAAUGAUGAAGUUGGCUGGCAUAAAACAUAACAUGAAGACCUACUCCAUGUUGAUCAACGGAUUUUUAAGAUUAAAAGACUGGACAAAUGCUUUUGCAAUUUUUGAAGAUGUGGUUAAAGAUGGUUUGAAACCUGAUGUUGUGCUUUAUAAUAACAUUAUCCAAGCAUUCUGUGGGAUGGGCAAUAUGGAUCGUGCUAUUUCUACUGUCAAGAAAAUGCAAAGGGAGAGACAUAGGCCUACAUCACGGACAUUUAUGCCUAUUAUUCAUGGUUUUGCAAGAGCUGGAGAUAUGCGAAAUGCCCUAGAAAUUUUCAAUAUGAUGAGGAGGAGUGGAUGCAUUCCUACUGUGCACACUUUCAAUGCUCUUAUUCUAGGCCUAGUUGAAAAGCGUCAGAUGGAAAAGGCUGUUGAAAUAUUAGAUGAGAUGUCACUGGCGGGUAUAAGUCCUAAUGAGCAUACAUAUACAACCAUCAUGCAUGGUUAUGCAUCAUUGGGUGAUACUGGAAAAGCAUUUGAGUACUUUACUAAAUUAAAAAAUGAAGGAAUGAACCUUGAUGUCUUUAUAUAUGAGGCAUUGCUCAAGGCUUGUUGCAAGUCAGGCAGGAUGCAAAGUGCUUUAGCAGUCACAAGGGAAAUGAGUGCUCAAAAAAUUUCUAGAAACACCUUUGUCUACAACAUAUUAAUUGAUGGAUGGGCUCGAAGGGGUGAUGUUUGGGAGGCUGCUGACUUGAUGCAACAAAUGAAACGAGAAGGGGUUCAACCUGACAUCCACACAUACACAUCAUUCAUAAAUGCUUGUUGCAAGGCUGGAGACAUGUCGAGAGCAACAAAGACAAUUGCCGAAAUGGAAGCAGUUGGAGUGAAACCAAAUGUUAAAACCUAUACAACAUUAAUUCAUGGGUGGGCACGUGCAUCUCUCCCAGAAAAGGCUUUGAGAUGCUUUGAGGAAAUGAAGAAGGCAGGGUUGAAGCCGGACAAAGCUGUAUACCAUUGCUUGAUGACAUCAUUGCUAUCGAGGGCUACAUUGGCAGAAGAGUACAUUUGCUCUGGAAUUUUGUGUAUAUGUAGAGAGAUGGUAGAGUCUGAGUUAACUGUCGAUAUGGGGACUGCAGUUCAUUGGUCUAGGUGUUUACGCAAGAUAGAGAGGACAGGUGGAAAGCUCACAGAAGCCUUACAGAAGACCUUCCCCCCUGAUUGGAACUCACACAAUGCACUUCAUGCUGAUUCCAGUACUAGGGAUGGCGAUGACAAUGAUGCAUAUAAUGAUGGUGAGAUCGAUGAUGGUAGUGAAGAAGAAAAAGAAGAAGAUGACGACGACGACGAUUUUGUUCAAAGGUUAUGGCGGUGAAUCAAGUAUGUUUUAGGUGGCAGGCAUUGUGGAUAUGAUGCCUGAACUCAGAAGUAGCAAGAAAAUUAUCCUCAGUUUGAGCCUGGCCUUUGAAUAUAAAAAUUUCCUCGCUUGGCUCUGCUACUAUUUUUUUUGUUCUCUCUUUGCUCUCAAAAUGUUGUUUGUAUAAUUGUUUUCCAUUUUUACGUUAUUCUUUGGUAGCAGGAGACAGGUUUGUGCUCUAUUUUUUUUAACCCUGAGGGUCGAGGGGGUUAUUUAGGUGUGCCCUUUAGUGUAGAAAUAUUCUUUCCUUGGAAGAUUUUCCUUGUGUAUAUUGGAUCAAUGGACUUUGUGGUUUGUUUGGGUAAAUCAAACAGUGACAAUGCUGUGUAUUUAAAGUUUUGAGAGUUCGGAAAUUGUAGCUAGCAUUUUAGAAC
This is a messenger RNA of Malania oleifera, 3409 nucleotides long. Its product is annotated as pentatricopeptide repeat-containing protein At5g04810, chloroplastic. The transcript is spliced from 10 exons. The coding region runs from base 135 to 2993 and encodes 952 amino acids. NCBI's taxonomy places the organism in Eukaryota, Viridiplantae, Streptophyta, Magnoliopsida, Santalales, Ximeniaceae. The record is from RefSeq and is a predicted model, not a curated record. Gene Ontology annotation, molecular function: RNA binding; protein binding.